AUGAGUCAUCGUGCACUACAGACCUCUAGAAAAACGUUUCGACACAUUUCCAAAACACCAUACAAGGUUUUGGAUGCACCAGAACUCAAGGAUGAUUUUUAUUUAAACUUGGUAGACUGGUCGACAAAAAAUAUGCUUGGUGUUGGACUGGACUCGUGUGUGUAUCUUUGGAAUGCAUCUACUAGCAAGGUUACAAAGCUGUGUGACUUGGCACCUCAUGACUCUAUCACGUCUGUUAAUUUUAUUCAAAGAGGAACGCAUGUUGCUGUGGGCACAAACAGAGGGCUUGUACAGCUCUGGGAUGUGGAAAUGGGUAGAAGGGUGAGACAAUUUUCUGAUCACCAGGCCAGAGUUGGUUCAUUGGCUUGGAACAACGAGAUUCUCACCUCAGGAAGCCGUGAUAGAUUUAUUCAUCACUAUGAUAUGCGAAUAGCUACAGCUUUGGUAAAACGGCACGAAGGUCACCGACAAGAAGUGUGUGGUCUCAAAUGGAACGCCAAUUCCAAAACACUCGCAUCUGGAGGCAACGACAAUAUGUUGAAUGUUUGGGAUGUGCGAAUGGAUGAACCGUUGUUGCGGUACAAAGAACAUACGGCAGCUAUAAAAGCAAUUUCUUGGUGUCCGCACGAGCACGGUCUUCUUACAUCUGGGGGCGGAACGGCUGACAAAUGUAUUCGGCAUUGGGAUACUCUUUCCGAUUCUCCCAAUUCGAUCAUGUAUGUUGAUACUGGGUCUCAAGUCUGCAAUAUUGCAUGGUCAAAAAGCUCUAAUGAGCUUGUAAGCACUCAUGGCUACUCUCAGAAUCAGAUUGUGGUCUGGAAAUACUCUGAAAUGUCACAAGUAGCGACAUUGACGGGUCAUCUAUAUCGUGUUUUACAGCUUGCCAUGUCGCCAGAUGGACAAAAUAUUGUGACUGGUGCAGGGGAUGAGACACUAAGAUUCUGGUCUGUUUUCAACAAGCCGAAAAACAAAACAGAUCAUGCCUCGAGCCUCAUGCAUAUUCUACGCUAG
This is a messenger RNA of Batrachochytrium dendrobatidis JAM81, 1011 nucleotides long. RefSeq lists its product as uncharacterized. The transcript has 5 exons. Gene Ontology annotation, biological process: positive regulation of ubiquitin protein ligase activity; anaphase-promoting complex-dependent catabolic process; positive regulation of anaphase-promoting complex-dependent catabolic process. The coding region runs from base 1 to 1011 and encodes 336 amino acids. Gene Ontology annotation, molecular function: protein binding; anaphase-promoting complex binding; ubiquitin ligase activator activity. NCBI's taxonomy places the organism in Eukaryota, Fungi, Chytridiomycota, Chytridiomycetes, Rhizophydiales. Gene Ontology annotation, cellular component: anaphase-promoting complex. The record is from RefSeq and is a predicted model, not a curated record.